Penicillium subrubescens is the source of this 1889-nucleotide messenger RNA. RefSeq names its product cytochrome P450. Bases 89 to 1597 code for a protein of 502 amino acids. Gene Ontology annotation, molecular function: monooxygenase activity; oxidoreductase activity, acting on paired donors, with incorporation or reduction of molecular oxygen; iron ion binding. The record is from RefSeq and is a predicted model, not a curated record. NCBI's taxonomy places the organism in Eukaryota, Fungi, Ascomycota, Eurotiomycetes, Eurotiales, Aspergillaceae. The transcript is spliced from 4 exons.
AGAUUAUGUAAAUCUCUGCAUACAAUAUAUAUAAAACGUGCCUGAGCACAUUCACAUUUCUACCAUUAAUUUCAUACCCGGAGCAUCGAUGUUGAGAUUCACCACAAUGGCGACGACUCUGAGUUUUUAUGAUAGCAACAGAACGGUGACAAUAGUCAUAGUAGCUCUGCUCUCUUUCUCAAUUCUCUGCGUCACGAAGAUCAUAAGGCAUUAUCGAGACCCUUUACGGAAUAUCCCCGGUCCAUUUUGGGCAAGAUAUACCCGACUAUGGUAUCUCAUUGAAAUGCUCAACUGUCAUUCACGGGACACAAUAGCAAAACUGCAUGAGAAACAUGGCCACGUUGUGCGGAUAGGACCAAACCAAUUCAGUAUCUCUGACAUGGAGGUCGCAAGAGAGGUUUACGGCCCUCGUACAUUGUUUGAAAAGUCCGACUUCUAUGUUUCCUUUACCAACCCUGGCGGAAAAACGCUGGUAUCGAUGCGGAACAACAAGAUGCACAGAGACUUACGCCGGAAGUUUCAACACUCAUUUUCCAUGUCACAGGUUUUGAAGAUGGAAUAUCUAAUUGACCAAUCACUCGAAAUUCUCUUCAAGAAGCUGAAUCAGCUGGCUGAGCAAGGGGUGAAGUCUGAUCUACUGCAUUGGUUAAAGCUCUGGAGUAUGGAUAAUAGCUCAUUGCUUAUCUUCGGAGAAAGUUUUGGAUGCGUGGAGAAAGAUGCUGAUGUCAAUGGGCUCCUGCAACUUACUCGAGCGAGCACAUUUUAUGCUAGUGUGGUUGGCAUCAUUCCAGAGUGGCAUAAAGUUCUCUGGAACUAUGUGCCUUCCUGGAUAAUGAGCGAGAAGGAGGUUCGUUCCUUUGCUGAGAAACAAAUCGAAGAAAAAGAGGUAGCCAAGGACUCAACAAGGGGAGCAUGCUUUUUGGAUACUUGGUUCCAGCAAAAGGAAGCUGACCGAAUGGACAAAACCGAAGUCCGCAUUGGAAUUGGAGGCGCUUUGGGAGGCACUGAGCUCACUCCUUCCUUCAUGUGUCAGGCAAUGUACCACGUGUACCGGGAACCAGCCGUUCUCCAGCGGCUGCGAGAUGAAAUCGACCCAAGAGUGGUGAGAUCAAAUACCAGUUCACACAGCAUUUUGCCCCAUGAAGCUAUCCAAGAGAUGCCCUAUCUGCAGGCUGUUCUUAAGGAGAUCAUGAGACUAUGGCCAGUAGCCGGUGUUACAUUCUCGCGUGUGGUACCUGAAGGAGGGGCACACCUUUCAGGGUAUCAUUUCCGGGCGGGACAAGUCAUUGGGAUUAAUUACUGGGCAGCAUCCCGGAACACAGAAUACUUUGGUGCGGAUGCAGCCGAAUUUCGCCCUGAAAGAUGGCUGGACGAUCCCGAAGAGGCCAAAAGAGCUAACUACUAUAGCAUACCGUUCAGUUUGGGCAGUCGAGAAUGCAUAGGGAAGCAUCUCGCCACUUUUAUGGUUCUCAAGGCAUUGGCAUUGGUCUUCUAUUCAUUUGACAUCAGCAGCCUCCCAGAUAGUCUAGAGCUGUGGAACGACCAUGUUGCUAAGGUGGAGGACUUUGAAGGCCUAGUCAAGAAGCGGCAUCUAUAGAGGCCGGAGCCUUCCGGGCUUCCCCUUCCCUAUCCUACUGAUAGGGAGUCUCCUAUGGCCCCGCAUUCGCUUUGGCUACGAGAUGAAAUUCUCUCUUCUGAGCGUUCAAGCACCAGAGCUUAUAUUGAGGCAGUUCAGCCACCAUUUUCGGGGUCAACCCUCCUCCUCCAUUCAUACCUUCAUGAAAGUAGAAGUGAAAUCGCGCCAGUUACUCUGUCCGUUCCUCCCAGUAGUUAUCAUUGCUUCUCUUGGACAGUUGAUGCACACAUCCGUAUAAUGUUUUUAUAAGUCA